UUAGUUUCUCGUGUGCGCCGCUGUUUUGGUUCCCCCGCUGUCGCUGCCGGUGAAAAACAGUCCCACACAUUUUCAAAAUGUCAGGCAGUAAGAAGCCGCGAGCUGUGGCAAAUCCUCUGGAAUCUACAAUUACAACACCGAGCGAAAGAAUACUGAAAGAAUGUCACACUUUAUAUAUCGACAGCGAGAACGGACUGGUAAAAAUUGCAGAGAGCUUGGGAGUGAGACUUUUACCGCCACGCAAAAAGAUUAUCGUUAUGAUUAUGGGAAACCAUUCUGCUGGAAAAAGCUCCUUUAUUAACUGGUAUGUGGAGGAGCACAUACAGAAGACAGGUGUUGCCAUAGAGACACAAGGCUUCACGUUUAUAACUAGUGGAAGAAAACGAGAGUCAUUAACAGGAAAUGCAACGUUACACCUAUAUCCACAUUUCAGACCUCUGCUGGAGUUCAAAGGUGUCACGGAUUACCUGAGCGCUGAGAUUUCCACAUCUAAACAGAAGAAAUUCAGCCUGGUGACGUUCGUGGACACUCCAGGGCUGGUGGAUGGAGAUAUGGUGUACCCUUUUGACGUCAACAGCGCCAUCACUUCUUUUGGUGAGCAGGCGGACCUCAUCUUCGUGUUUUUUGACCCGAUGGGCCAGGCACUGUGCAAGCGGACAUUAAACAUUGUUGAGAAGCUGAGUGAGAAGUGUGGAGAUAAACUACGCUUUUAUCUGAGCAAAGCGGAUGAAGCCGGGAAAGAAACAGACAGACAGCGAGUGAUGAUGCAGAUUGUUCAAGAGCUGUGCAGGAGACCUGGACUCAACAAAUGUGGCUUCGAAAUGCCCACGAUAUACAUCCCCAACCCUCAAAAACCCAGCAGAUGCAUCAACCAGAUUGAUGAGGUGUGUGAGACCAUUGAGAAGAGCAUAAAUCAGGCUGUGCAGAAAACACUUGACCAGCUGGAGAAGGACUGUAACCUGAUCGUCUCUACUAUCAACCAAACACUGGAGCAGGACCGGAUGAACGUGAGCUUCAACAAAAGCAAUCGUUUUAAUUCCUUCCUGUGUGGCGUUCUGGGAGUCUUCCUGCCUUCGCUCUUCAUUCUCAGCUUCAUCAUCAGCACUUUCGCUCCAGAGGAACUGGAUUCUCUUGUAGGAGAAGGAUUGGCCAAAACACUCUACUUUUCUACAGCAAUAGUGGUGUAUCUGUGGGAUUGGAUUCCUGAAGAUGGACAGAUCGUGUUUGUCCUCAUCUUUGGGGCUCUGUGUUACUUCAUGCUAUUUCUGGCCAAAUAUUUUGCACGUCAGGGCAGUAAGACGCUGAGUAAGAGAGAGAAGAAAAAACUGGUGGAGUGCAGCGAUUACAUCCAGGAUGUCGUCAAAUCCAAGAAGCGCAAACUGUAUGAAGAAUAUCUUCGUCAGUGUGCGGCAGAGUAUGAAUUCUGAAGACCACCAGCACGACACUUCCGAA
Molecule: messenger RNA, 1452 nt
Organism: Danio rerio (zebrafish)
Lineage: Eukaryota; Metazoa; Chordata; Actinopteri; Cypriniformes; Danionidae
Biological process (GO): mitochondrion organization
Cellular component (GO): membrane
Molecular function (GO): GTPase activity
Source: RefSeq, marked predicted